UUAAUAAUAAUAGAUAAAAGAAAAUUUCGAAGGUGUAGUUUGUGGUUGGCCAUUGAUAGUAAUAAAAACGGAAAAUAAAGAGGUUCAGAAGUCUACUUUGUUCAUUUACAUUUUUUACGUUUCUUCCUUCAUUCCCUUCGCAUUCAUUCAUUCAAUCAACUUACCCCUCUGUUAAUAUUACCUUUUUGACCUUCGUCCCCACCUUGUGCCUGCACUCUCCAACAGCCAGAUCCAUUUUCUGACUCUCUCCACGUUUCCCUUUUUAUUUAACUCAAAGACCCAUCGCUUUUUUCUCUCUUUCCGAUUCACAGAACAUCAACCCUCAACUCAAACCCUUUCCUCAAAACAAAAACCCCCCCAUUUCCCCCGAAACCCUAGAAUUGCCUCAGAUCCUCUUAUUCCUCAUAGUUCCCAUCGAAUUGCUACCAAUCUCAGCAUAGUUUAUCCAAAAUACCGUUGACCACACUCGAGGUUUAUCCAAUACCCGUCAAAAAGUUCUGUUUUUGUUUUCUGGGUCGCGUUUCCCCCUCUCUUUUCUUGUCUCUGAUUGUGUAUAGGAAUGUUGGGUACUGGCUUGAACUUUGGGCGUGCUCGUGGAGAGGAUCGGUUUUAUAAUCCGCCGAAUGCUCGCCGGUCCUUUCACAGCGUAGUUAAUGAUAGGCUGCGUAGAGCUCACAGCGACGUCACGGCGAGUCGGUCAUCGCCGUCUGUUAGAGAGAAAUCGUUGGAUUCGGUAAAUAGGGAACCCGAGAACCGGGUCGGGUCAGACGAGGCCAAGAAGACUGCUGCAGUACCGUCGUGUGAGCCGGCGGUGAAGCGAUUGAGUAAUCUGGAGCAGUUCUUGCAGGCGAUCAUGCCCUCUGUGCCUCCUCAGUAUCUCUCUAAGAGGACCACGCGAGGCUUAAGGACGUGCGAUGGGGAGUUUCAGCCCUACUUUGUUCUUGGUGAUUUGUGGGAAUCUUUCAGGGAAUGGAGUGCAUAUGGUGCUGGAGUGCCGCUUGUACUAAAUGACAAUGAUAGUGUUGUUCAAUAUUACGUUCCCUAUCUUUCUGGAAUUCAAAUUUAUGCCCAGACUGUGAAGCCAUCUGUAAAGUCAAGGCAAUUAGGCGUGGACAGCGACAGUGAUUUUAGGGACUCAAGUAGUGAUGGUAGCAGUGAUUGUGAACCUGAAAGAGAAUUGAAAUAUGUGAGGGAGCAAAGGAAUCUUCACCACCUGUCAGAGGAGGUACCUCAUUGGAUGGGUAGAUUAUCUUUGAGAGACCACCAUACUCGCCCACAAGAUGGUUUUUCUAGUGAUGAUGGUGAAUCCCUCAAUUCUCAGGGCUACUUGCUUUUUGAGUAUCUUGAACGGGAUCCUCCUUACAGCCGUGAACCUUUGGCUGAUAAGAUAACGGACCUUGCUUUUCGUUUCCCUGAACUGGUGACACUUAGAAGUUGUGAUAUACUAUCAUCAAGUUGGAUAUCUGUAGCAUGGUAUCCAAUUUACAGGAUACCAACUGGUCCAACAUUAAAAGAUCUUGAUGCUUGCUUUCUGACUUACCAUUCUCUUCAUACACCAGUGGGAGGUUCACAAAGAGUGCAGGCUCCCGUAUCAUCAUAUCCUACUGAGAUGGACGGUGUCCCUAAAAUGUGUUUACCAGCUUUUGGUCUUGCUUCAUACAAGUUCAAAGGAUCUCUGUGGACUCCUAAUGGUGGAUAUGAGCGCCAAUUAGCUAACUCUCUUUUGCAAGCUGCUGACAAGUGGUUAAGACUGCAUCAGGUCAGUCACCCUGAUUUCCUGUUUUUCAACCGUUGAUGAUGCUAAGGUGACUGUAACUGUUUUACUUCAGCCAUUUAAGAAGUGGACCUAGUUUUUUUGCCAAUAGCUGCUUUGACCCAUUUCUUGGAUGUUAUUCUGGAUGAAGUCAGAGUUAAUCACCUAUUUGAUUGAAGGAAAAAGAAAAAAGAAAACAAGGUGUUAAGAUCUGUUCAUUAUAGUUCCCUGCUUUGUUUCCUGCUGUAAUAAGUGAAAGAGUAAAAAAAGUAAUGGUAAUAGAAGCAGCGAAGUUCUGGAUAAGUGGCACUGUUAAGGAAACUUCAGAAUGGGUUCACGGUGGAUCUGUACAGAUUAAAGAGCUGCUUCAUAAGUGCUGGCUGAUAUCUGUUAUGAGGUUGUUUUGUUUGCUAACAUCAAUGAGUCCUACAACGGUUGUUUCCUGUCGUUUUCCAACUAUAUUUUAUGUUGGUAUGGUUUUGUUAAAGAGACAGGCUGCGUUUUUUCUGUCCUGAUAAUAACUAUAUACGACUUAGCUUUAAUUUAUUGGGGAAUUUUACUGGAUUUGGUGUUAGCUGAACUCAAGUUUGAAUUGCCCCAACUCUGUAUUUUAAGUCUGACUGUUACGUUUCUUAGCUGCAUUACUUGUACAACUUUUUGUUGAGUUUCAUAGCAAUGAAAUUGUUUGUAGGGUGAAAUCUUUGGUUUUUUAAUAAUAAUUUGUUGUUAGAAAA
This is a messenger RNA of Gastrolobium bilobum, 2487 nucleotides long. RefSeq lists its product as uncharacterized. The transcript is spliced from 6 exons. The record is from RefSeq and is a predicted model, not a curated record. Lineage: Eukaryota; Viridiplantae; Streptophyta; Magnoliopsida; Fabales; Fabaceae. Bases 560 to 1795 code for a protein of 411 amino acids.